AUGAACAAUCAACAGCUUCAGGUAGAACUUGACAAUGUACUAUAUGAAUUUCGAGACGGCUUGCAGGAGCUGUCCAAGAAAGAGGACCAUUUAAAGGUGGUUACGAACGAGCACGUACAAGCGACUUUGACAUGGGAGAAUGGAGAAUGGUUGUGGGAAGAACAACAAGAAGAAGAGGUAGAAUUGAAAAAACGUUUUCCUAGUAGUGAGUCUGCGUUGCUGACAAUGUCGCCGUCAUUCCAGCGAUGGUUUCAUGGUCAGCUUGCAAGUCGGCUUUCAAGCUUAGCCCAAUAA
Molecule: messenger RNA, 294 nt
Organism: Schizosaccharomyces osmophilus
Lineage: Eukaryota; Fungi; Ascomycota; Schizosaccharomycetes; Schizosaccharomycetales; Schizosaccharomycetaceae
Product: Schizosaccharomyces specific protein
Exons: 1
Coding region: 1-294 (97 amino acids)
Source: RefSeq, a predicted model, not a curated record